GCUGAGCAAAAAUCAGGUUCAUGCCUGGAGCCUUCCAGGCUUCUUUUCACUCAGUGCUCAUCUGCUUGUGCAAGCGCAGCUCCAUUCUCCCGCCGCCCUGAGAGGAGGAAGGAGCAGCCCCUGCUGCCGAGGUGCUUCUAGCUCUCUGCAAGCGUGCAGGAUACAGCGUUCCCGAGGCCGGCUUGCUGCAGCUGAGGAGACAGCACUCAUAGACCCCCCUUUGAUUAGGAUGUGUCAGUGUUGUCAGGGCAACUGUUAACAGCGGCGUAUCAUAUUUUCUCCUCUUGUGUUGCGUGCUGAAUAUUUUAGCACGCUGUAGCUGGAAGAGGGUUGCAGGGAAGAAGGUGCUGCAGCAAGGAACCUGGAGCUGUGGGCUGAGAUCUGACUGAACAAGUUAAGACGGAGAAGAGCAGCAUCCAAACCAAUGUGCCUUUAAUUAGGGCUUUCCUUCAAGGUGGGAAAGACUGCAAGCUUUUUGCUGCUGACUGGAUGUUGGUAUUUGUCAGCUGUUUGCAUACUGCUUAUCCAUAGGGGAUCUGUUACAAGUGCUGAAAUGAACAGACAGCGUUGCAGCUAGUGGCUAAGCAGGGGCUGGAGUUUCUUGCUUUUUUAUUUUAAUAAGCAAGAAGCAACAGCAGCAUGCCUGGUUCAAGUACUGCCCUCCGACAAGAGAGACUGAAGAAAAGUGCCAGGCCAAAUCCUCCGGGUUUAUUCACCAUUGAUGAAGAGGAUGAGCAGCAAAAGAACGGGAAUUCCAAAAGACUGAAAGCAGCUGAAGGUUCUGAAACACAAGACAAGAAAGUCACUUCAGGACAAAGCAACACUGGAACUAAGCCAGAUCAUCCAACAGUACUAAAGGUUGAUGACAGGCAACGGCUUGCCAGAGAACGGAGAGAAGAACGAGAAAAACAGCUAGCUGCAAGAGAAUCUGUCUGGUUAGAAAGAGAAGAGAGAGCCCGGCAACAUUAUGAAAAACAUCUAGAGGAACGCAGAAAGAAGCUAGAAGAGCAGAGACUUAAGGAAGAGAGAAGGCGAGCUGCCGUAGAGGAAAAGCGAAGGCAGAGAAUAGAAGAAGACAAGGAACGACAUGAAGCUGUUGUACGUCGCACAAUGGAGAGAAGCCAGAAGCCAAAACAAAAGCAAAACAGAUGGUCCUGGGGAGGAGCACUACAUAACCGCAUUAGUAACACAGAUCGAGACAGGCGGUCUGUUUCAACAAUGAACCUUUCGAAACAUGUUGAUCCAGUCAUUAACAAGCGGCUCUCCUCCUCAUCUGCAACAUUACUAAAUUCUCCAGACAGAGCUCGCCGUCUUCAGCUCAGUCCAUGGGAGAGCAGCAUUGUUAGCAGGCUCCUGACGCCCACUCACUCAUUCCUGGCCCGAAGUAAAAGCACAGCUGCAUUGUCUGGAGAUGCAGCAUCUUGCAGCCCCAUCAGUCCUCUGUCCUACAAGGCCAUGAACUGUAGGAAUUCAGGAGAACGAGCAAAGCUUUACGCUUCUACUGAUGCCGUUGGACGUAGGAGAACAACAACGCACCUUGCAGGGACUGACAAAAAAGAAAAGGAGAGAGACUAUUUGACAUCCAGCUUCUCAGCCAACUUUAAAGGAGGUCAUUUUACUUCCAACCCCAAAGCUAGAUCACCAGCUCCCUCUCCAGUUUGGCGUGCGUCAAAAUCUUUGCCUUUUUUGCCUGGCACACCCAAGCAGAUUACUUCCCCACCUGGUUCCUCCAAAAUUUCCUCUGCUCAGACACGUCCUCCUUCUCCUGGCAACAUCCGACCAGUCAAAAAAGAGGUCAAGCCAGAGGGUGAGAAGAAAAGACCAGAAAAAGAGGCUGGAAAGGCCAGUGAGGAGAGGACAGAAGAAAGUAAAGUAACUUCAGCAGGUGCUGGAGAAUCUGCAAGUCAGGAGCAGCUCACUGUCCAGGCAGAGCCCACUCAAGCAACCAGCCCAUUCCUACCUCCUGCUCCACCAGCUCUUGCUUCACCCCCAGCACCCCCCAAGACCUCUGCAGGUACAACUGACCCCGAAGAAGCAACGAGGCUGCUGACUGAGAAGAGGCGCCUUGCCCGUGAGCAGCGGGAACGGGAGGAGCAAGAAAGGAGAGAGAGAGAAGAGCUUGAAAGGUAAUUCUAGACCUCUCCAGUGGAGAAGG
Molecule: messenger RNA, 2155 nt
Organism: Empidonax traillii (willow flycatcher)
Lineage: Eukaryota; Metazoa; Chordata; Aves; Passeriformes; Tyrannidae
Gene: MAP7
Product: microtubule associated protein 7
Exons: 11
Coding region: 640-2130 (496 amino acids)
Biological process (GO): microtubule cytoskeleton organization
Cellular component (GO): microtubule cytoskeleton
Source: RefSeq, a predicted model, not a curated record